AUGCUGAAAAAAUAUCAGCACACCCUAGCCUUGGCGUUUGCUGUGAAUGAAAUCAAUGGAAACAGCAUGAUCUUACCCAACAGCACCCUGGGAUUUCAUGUCUAUGAUAGCCACUUUGAUGCCCAGAUAACUUAUCAGAACACACUGAACCUUCUCUUUAAUCAGAAGCCAACUAUCCUCAACUACAACUGCAGCAAGAAGAUUCCAGCAGCUGUCAUUGGGGGUACUGACUCAGAAACAUCCCUCCACAUAGCUACUAUCUUAGGCAUCUACAAGAUUCCUCAGGUAACCUAUUGUUUAUAUACUCCACCAGUGAAUGACAUAAGCCACCACUCUUUCUUAUACCGCACGGUUCCUAAUGAAGCACAUCAGUACACUGGGAUUGUCCGGCUAUUGCUUCAUUUUCAGUGGAAUUGGGUUGGAAUGAUGGCCAUGGAGGAUGAUAAAGGAGAACAGUUUGUGCAGACCUUGGGAAAAAAAAUUUCUGAUAAUGGAAUUUGCACUGCCUUCACUGAACGAAUGCCAAUCCAAAGCAAUAUUAUAGGUGUUGUUAGUUUCAAUGACUUGUUUAGAGGAAUGGCCCUGUUGCUCAGUGAAGCAAAUGUUAAUGUCUGCAUUGUAAGUGCUGAUGCUCAUAUGAUGUUAGAUCUGCAGAUAGUGCUCAAUCUUGCUGAAUCAGAAAUGACAGUGCCUGUGCAGAAGGUAUGGGUUAUGACAGCCCAUUGGGAUUUUUCAGUGGAGCCCUUUUUAAAUAAUUUAAAUAUGCACGUCUUCCAUGGUGCCUUGUCCUUUGCCAGUCACACCACUGAGAUGUCAGCAUUUCAAAAUUUCCUUCUCUUCCAGAAUCCCCAUUCUGUUACAGAUAGUUUUAUCAGAGUCUUCUGGGAGCAAGCAUUUAAAUGCUUGUUUCCAGCUUCUGGCAUAGAUAUGGAGAACCAUAGAACCUGUACUGGCAGUGAGAAACUAGAAAGCCUUCCACAGCCUUUUUUUGAAAUGAGCAUGACCAGUCAAAGCUACAGUGUUUACAAUGCUGCCUAUGCUGUGGUGCAUGCUUUGCAUGCAUUGUAUUCAUCCAGAAGGAAACAUGGAACCAUGCUGGGUGGAGAUAGCCCAAGGACUUCUGAAUCAUGGUAUUUUCAGCUUUACCAUUUCCUAAGUCGAGUCUCCUUUAAUAACAGUGCUGGAGACAAGGUGUCUUUUGACAAGAAGGGUGACUUGCAAGCUGGAUUUGACAUUAUCAAUUGGGUUACUUUCCCUAACAAAUCCUUCAUGAAAGUGAAAGUAGGACAAAUGGAUCCUCAAGCACCAUCAGGCAAGAAGUUCUCCAUCGAUGAAACAAAAAUCACAUGGCAGGCCCAUUUUAACCAGACUAUACCUCUUGCUCUGUGCAAUGGUCAUUGCCCUCCAGGUUCCAGAAAGAGAAGGAAGGAAGGGAAGCCAUUUUGUUGCUAUGAUUGUAAUAUAUGUGCGUCAAGGAAGUUUUCAAAUGAGAGAGAUAUGGAUGAUUGCUUAGACUGUCCAGAAGAACAGUAUCCAAACAAGGAAAAAAACCUGUGCAUUCCCAAGGAUCUAAAUUUUUUGUCUUACAAUGAAACUCUGGGCAUCACUUUGGCUGUUUUGGCUCUGUCCUUUUCUGUGACCACAGCAGUGGUGCUUGGAAUUUUCAUAAAACAUCAGAAUACUCCCAUUGUCAAAGCCAACAACCGGAAUCUGACUUAUGUUCUGCUUCUUUCACUCUUCCUCUGCUUUCUCUGUUCCUUGCUCUUCAUUGGUCAGCCCCAAUCACUGACCUGUCUUCUCCGUCAAAUUGCUUUUGGGAUUAUCUUCUCGGUUGCUGUUUCUUCAGUUUUGGCCAAAACCAUUACAGUGGUUCUGGCAUUUAUGGCUACUAAGCCAGGAUCAAAAAUGAGAAAAUGGGUGGGGAAAAGAUUUUCAAACUCUCUGGUUCUCUGUUGUUCCUGCAUUCAAGCAAGUAUUUGCAUAUUAUGGCUGUGUACUGGCCCUCCAUUCCCAGAUUUGGACAUGCAUUCUCUUCCAGAAGAAAUUGUAGUUGAAUGCAAUGAAGGAUCAGGCAACAUGUUCUAUUAUAUUCUAGGAUAUAUGGGAUUUCUGGCUCUUAUCAGCUACAUUGUGGCUUUCUUUGCUCGGAAGCUACCAGACACUUUUAAUGAAGCCAAAUUUAUUGCUUUCAGCAUGCUGGUGUUUUGCAGUGUAUGGGUGUCUUUUGUCCCAACUUAUCUGAGCACUAAAGGAAAAUACAUAGUAGCUGUGGAGAUCUUCUCCAUUUUGGCUUCCAGCAUUGGAAUAUUGGGGUCUAUCUUUUUUCCUAAAUGCUACGUAAUUGUCCUGAGACCAGAACUGAACACAAAGGAGCAUCUAAAAAUGAAAAAUUAG
This is a messenger RNA of Candoia aspera, 2394 nucleotides long. Its product is annotated as vomeronasal type-2 receptor 26-like. Gene Ontology annotation, molecular function: G protein-coupled receptor activity. The record is from RefSeq and is a predicted model, not a curated record. Gene Ontology annotation, biological process: G protein-coupled receptor signaling pathway. Bases 1 to 2394 code for a protein of 797 amino acids. NCBI's taxonomy places the organism in Eukaryota, Metazoa, Chordata, Lepidosauria, Squamata, Candoiidae. Gene Ontology annotation, cellular component: plasma membrane. The transcript has 5 exons.